UGACGAAAGUUCCAACCUGGCAUUCAUCCGUGUUUUGAGAGGCGAGAAGUGCAGAAAAAGGAAAAUUUUUGUGCAAAUUUCGGAAAUUCCCUGAAAAAACGCCAAGAUUACGAUAUUUUCAGUGUGUCCGGUCCGCGCGAGUGUAUUCGUCCUGCAGGAAGCAGAUUUCAGUGCCGUUAUUGUCCCGUUUUGUGCACUAUAACCCCCUUAAGUACUGUAUGAUUUGAGUAAUUCAUCCAUUGAACCGUUCUAUACAAGCACCUAUUUCAACUGUCUGGACCAUCCUAACUUUACACAAGAAACAGCAAACAAUAUAAAAAAUGGAAAAAGUAUUGAUGCGAACCAUCGUUUAACUGAGAGCAAGAACACUUUUGUGAGGCCAAAUACCGCCGCCUUACCAGGAAGCGUGAUAACCAUGGCAGAGCCAUUUUCAGCCUCGACAGCAUUUACCAACAAUAACAACAACGAUGGCUGGGGCGACGAUUGGGGUGAUUGGGGAGACACCACCAAUGCGUUCACACCGCAAAAGGCUGCACCUCCGCAACAGCAUAUACAGCAAACUGUUCCACCAAAAUCGAACAUGAACACCACCCAGUACUUCCAAACCCAGCAACAGCAGCAGUAUCGGCCACAACAGAUGCAUUUGGAUCAAAACAAUAGGAAUUUCAUGCCUAAUCAAGUUCCAACUACUGCUAAUCAACAGCAGAUGUACGCUAACUAUACGACCCCACUUGCUCCAAUUCAGCAGCAGCAGCAACACUUUCAACCGACUUAUCAACAGCAUCCCUAUCCUCCACAACAGCCACAGUAUACGCAGCCGCUGGCACCAACUAACUUUUUCACCCAGCCUACACAAAGACCACCAUCACACCCCCCAGCAUCGGUAACGCCAAACUUUCCCCAAAAUUCAGUUUCGCCGUUCGAUCAAACCAUUUCUGAUAGUUUUAACUCCAGUGCCAAUGAUAAUUGGAACUGGAACCUUUCGGACAAUAAGCCAUCUGCUAGUCCAAAACCACAACACGUUGAGGCGAAGCCGCCGAUAAAUGCAGUACAGGACAUGUAUCAUCAACAACCAAGUUAUGUGCAGCAAAACACUGUUCCUCAAAAUACUUUCAGUUUACCUGGUGCUGGAAACAAUACUCAACUGCCUCAGGCCAAAGUGCAGCCAGCGCAGCUAACACGCCUUAAAAAUGAAACUCUAUCGCCGCAGUGGUCUAUAGAAAGUCAAGUCUCGCAAACUUCUAGUGAUCGUUCCAUAGAGAGCGGUGAAAUCGGUGAAAGCAGAAGUUCCAACACAGGUCCGUCAGAUGAUGGUUCAUCCGGGAGAAAUCAAGUUGAAAAUUAUGAAAAUAUUGGAGGAUACGAACAGCAAUACCCGGAUCUGGCUGCGGAUAAGUUAGAUAUGGCAUUAAACUCAUUGAGUAUCAAACAAGAGCCCCGAGUGGAAGUUGAAGACAAAGGUUCCAACAACUACAGAGAAUCUUCGUUUCCCCCGCCACCACCUUCAAUCGCAAGUAUUCAGCAAACUGAUAAUGGAGCCAUUCCUCCAAAAUCGUCAUCGAAAACACCGCCUUUGCCACCUCCUCCUACAGAGGUUGAACAGAAAGCAAAUGCUGAGAACCAACUCCUUCCUCCUGGUCCACCACCCACACAAGGGCCUCUACCAAUCCAAGGACCUCCCAAAGCAGCACUUAAUCCUUUCAAGCGUACUACACAGCGUGCCCAUAUUGCAACUCCUGGUUUGGGAGUUACCCAACCACCAGCGCCAAUCGCGCCAGUUUUCUACCAACCGCCAGAAAUCACUAAUGUUGAGACUUUCUCGCCUGAAAACCAAGAGAUACCAGAUGCUCGUAUAGAGAACGCCGAAAACCUUGAAGUUGCUCCUAGUAACGACCGUAACCAGUAUCUCCAAACUGGGCAUUUAUCAGAAGAUGGCUACACAGCUUCGCAUCGCCCAGUAUCGCACGAUCAGCAACAGGGCGAAGAUAGUCUUCCACCCCCAGGGUUGUCGCGAUAUGUACCCGGUCAACAACAGUCUGAAAACAAUCAACAAAUAACCACUCAUUCCUAUCUUGAACCACCUCCUGGUUUGGACCGAAUGAUUCCAGGAACCGACUUAGAAAAUGCAACCGAUCUCAACAUGGAACGCCAAGCGGACGGUGAAGUUUCGGAUUCGGCUUCGAAUCCCAACCCGCGACCAGCGUAUUCAUCCGCAGCAACCAUUCAAGCGGAUCAUCAUCAACAUCGUGAGGAGGAAAUCAGUGAUCGGAAUUUAUAUUUGGUUCCAGGAGAAAGUGAUACACACCACAACCAGCAGCGCGUAAUACCCGGAGUCGAGGAUGAUCGACCUCCACAAAGUACCAGCGCUAGCAGCUAUUCGGCACAGCAUCUCAUAGAUAUUCCCAUCAACGAGCAACAACGAGAGUUAAUUAUGGACGGCGAAAACCCGCACGACCCACCUACACAACCGAUUCACGUGGAGUUGAGUCGUGAAGAACCUAUCGAAGGUGGUAACACCGAUGAUGACAACCCAGUUGUCGCUAGUACUUCUGGAGCGGGCCCUGUUAGUAACGUAGACGCCGAAUCUAAUCUUAUCGUGGAAACAACUCGAAAGGAUCCAUCCAACACCUCCACAGCAGAUGAAAGUGAUAAGGAACGAUCGAUGUUCUAUGGUAAAGGUAAAUCUUCUCGGCGAGACGAAGAUCCAUUACGUCGUUCGAACAAAAGCAAGAGCUCACGAGAUCGGUACGAUACGGAGGACUCGGACUACAGCGAUCGGGACCGACGGAGGAGGGAGCGUGAGGGGAGCGCCAACGUAGAGCAACGUGAUCGAAGACGGGGCGAUCGGGAAAAAGAAAGGGACCGACGAAAGGAUGGCGGCAAGGAUCGUGAUCGAGAACGAGAUCGUGACUACGAUUACCGGGACAAGGAGAAAAACAGAUACGACCGCGAACGGGAUCGCUACGGUCGAGGCAGCAAAUAUGAUCGAGACAGUCGUUACGAAACCGAUGGAUCCAAAUACGAAACCGAACGAUCGACACGAUACGACAAGGAAGGCGAUACCGGCAAGCGAUAUAUGUCCCGUGAAGAGUAUUAUCGAAAACGCGAGGAACGGGAACGCGGAGGCGUAGAUGAUCGUCGCUAUCGAAAAGAGAAGGAACGCGAUAGAGGUGAUCGCUAUCGAGAUGAUAGGAGAAAAGAUGAUCGUUAUCGCGAAGGACCGGGCGAUAAACGACGGGAUCGUCACGAUCGACGCUACGAGUACGAGGAUUACCGAGGGGGAAGUCGUAAUGGCACCGAGCGAGACCGGGAACGCGAUCGUGCUCGUGAGAGUCGUGAACGUGACGACCGCAAGGAUCGAAAGUAUCCACCGUCUAACUACGGUGCUCAAUAUGGCGCUACAUCGGGGUAUUAUGAUCCCUACAGUUACUACACUCAGCAUCAGCAGUACUACGAACAGCUGCGACGUACCAACCCCCAGGCGUAUGCCGAAUGGUAUCGCACUUACUACAGUCAAAUGCAGACGGCCCAGAUGCAGCGUGACUUGCUGACUAGUGAUGGUCGCGAGUCGGUACAUUCCGGGCGCAGCUCUGCCAACGAUAAAGAACGGUUUAAUCGCACGACACCGUUCCUUCAUCAGCCCGGCAUGUAUAAUCCGGAAGACUAUCAUCGUCAUUUCAAUAAUCAAUCGCAACCAUCCGCCAUGCUCGACCAGAGCUUUCUCAGUGAAGUAUCCGGUCAACCGACGUCACUGCCAAUGUACCACCAUCAACAAGCGAUGGCCACAUUCCAACAACAGCAACAACAACAACAACGGGCCACUCCACUGAUUAUGGAUAGGUCGUACCACACUGAAAGUGGAUAUUACCAGCCAAGGUUGGACAAUACAGAUGGAUCACUGCGACAGGAACCGAGCGCCAUAGCCAUGAUGGAACCGGAGCGCCUUACUCCACGAAAGUUCCCUGAGAUACAUCCGAUUGUGAGUGUAUCGUCUGGAUUGCUAGUGACUGCCAAGAAUCGUCUGACAAUCAACGGUACCACUGACUUGGUAAAAAUUUGGAGCUUAGGAACGAAUGAACCUACACGUAAGCUGUUUCAAUCUUAUCCUGGGCCUUUGGUCAAAGACAAGACACACAAAAAGUCAGUGAUUGAAUUUUGCGAGGAACAACUUCGAAACGGUCCAAUUGCUGGACUUGGGCAUGCCAUCAUGAAGUCACGUGGAAAUUCACUCAAUAGUUUACAAUCGCUGGGUUCGAACGUAAAUCGUGGUUCAUACACCCUACUGUGGAAUUAUAUAAUCCUACUUUUGAGACAAAAUGGCACGUUCGUCGGAACUGAUAUUUCGGAGCUUUUGAUGCAGAACAAACUGGAAUUCCCAUUCGAUUCACACCAGGCAAGCGUACGAUCAGCGAAUGUUAGUGGAAGGAAUUCAUCUCUAUCGAAUGUCGAUCGUGCACCACGAGAGCAGCACGGAGAUGGCCUUGGUGAUGAAGACACCGCGGAACAGUCGGAAAUUGCUGAUGCUUCUGUUGAACUUGAACAACAUUCGAGCGACGAAAAGAAAGAGCAACUCAGCGAAUUGGAAAUUACCGAUAAGUUUAGAAAUUAUUUAAUCUAUGGCAACAUAAGUGACGCACUGGAAUGGGCAACAGAGAAUAAUCUUUGGGGGCAUGCAUUGUUCCUGGCGUCAAAAGUUGAUUCGCGGCAGCAUGCAAACGUGAUGAUGAAGUUCGCCAAUAAACUAACUUUGAACGAUCCGUUGCAAACACUUUAUCAGUUGCUCAGUGGAAGAACUCCGUCGGCUGUUACUUGCGUGCUUGACGAAAAGUGGGGCGACUGGCGACCACAUUUGGCUAUGCUCAUGUCAAACAGCUCUGCCAAGCCGGAAUUGAUCAAGAAAUCCAUUACGACAUUGGGCGAUUCACUGUACAAUCGCGGCGAUUUGUAUGCGGCUCAUUUCUGCUAUCUGCUGUCGGAUGUUAAUUUUGGAAAGUUCUCCGAUGUGAAACCGGAGAGUGGAACCACUAUUAAUGCCAAUACUGUAGUACGAUUAGUUUUGCUCGGAUCGGCCCAUCUGCAACGCAGUUUCAAGGAGUUCUCCACGAAUGAAUCCAUAAUGAUGACUGAAAUCUACGAAUAUGCCCGUUCUUUGAAUGAAGAACGUUACUCCAUUUCAGAAUUGCAAUUCUAUAAAUAUCUACUGGCCUGCCGCAUGUUGGACCAUGGAAUGCAACUCAAAUGUUUGCUGUAUAUGGAACAAAUCGCCGAGCAGAUCCAACAGGAUCCUUAUCGAUUUGAUUCUGAAUUCAUCAGAAAGGUUUACACACUCGGUGAUCGUUUGAAAUUCUACGAUCCCGUGUUGGAGAAGGCCUUAGACGAAUCUGUAGAUAACACUGGUCAAGGCAAUAUCUACGCAAACGUUGAAGAUCCGGCUUGGUUGCAAAGGCUAUGUGCAAUACUUACAAACUACAAUGCUGCUAGUUACGUUGCCGAACCAAUCUAUGACAACUCUCCCGAUUACAGUAACUAUAAUAACUACGGUUCUGGUGGCGAACAUUUGAUUGAACAACAGUCACAGCCUGUCAACCAGGACUCAGCUGUCAACAUGGACUCUAAAGAAAUCAAUAAAGAAUUUACUGAGAUCAAUCAACAGCUUGGUCGUUUAAACUUACAGUACGUAGAAGGUUACGAUCCGAAUGCGCAACAACUACAGCAACAAACGCCAAUACACCAUCAAUAUGAUCAUCAGCUAGCAGCACCAAGUUAUGACCAAGGCUAUGAUUCGAUAAAUCAGUCAUCCCUUCAGGAUGAUACCCACUUGCAGCAACAACAAGCAUCACACGAUACAUUCGAUCAGCAUCAACAGCAGCAACAACAAGCGUCAUACCCGUACGCUUAUGACGGUGCAUCGGCCCAACCCAGCAUGUUCACGCCAUCCCCUGUGUCGAAUCAGGACCCUCAACAACCGAGUCCCUACGACUACUGGAAUUCCAAUGCCGAGCCGGGUUCGAAACGAGUCGCGUCCGUGUCCGCUAGACAGCAGCAGGGUGCAUCCCCUGCGCGCUCGGGUACAACCACCGCCGCCGAUACCAUACCCGAGUACGAGGAGAAAUCGCUAGAUACACCCUACUCCUCGUCACCAGUACCGCCCGGACAUAACCACGAUUCGCACCCAGCUGCGCCUUCGUCAUCCUCGUCUCUACCGCCAGCCGCUGGUAGGGACUAUGGCGGUGGCUUGGCUGCGGGCGGUGCUGGUCUCAACUACAUACCAAAACCUUCAAUUUCUAUGCCGAAUGCAGUAUCAAACCGACCGGGGUUCGAUGACGAUCAAACCAACCCCAAUGCUUCACCUCAGCAUCAGACACAAGCGAGUCAGCAGCAGGCAAACGAUGCUUCGUCCAAAGCUGCCAAUGCACCGAUCAAAAAGGCCGCUACUACAAAAGACCCCAAAGCGGGCAAUAAUGCUCAGGGUUCUGGCUGGUUUUCGUGGUUUAAAUUGAAACCAAAAAAUCAAAUGAUUCUGCCAGAUGAUAAAAAUCCAACGAUUGUAUGGGAUCCCGAUAAAAAACGUUGGGUCAACACGGAAGGAGAUGAAGUAGGCGAGGAAGCAUUCAAGCCUCCACCGAAAAUGUCCGACAUAAUGCCUGGGGCGGCUGCUUCCCCACAAGUGCUACCCCCAGCCGCACCAAUGCCAUCGGCGCAGCCCGUGGCUGGUUUCCCUCCGGGUCAGAUGCCGAACAAUGCGGUCAUCUACGGAACGGCAUCUUCACUGAAUGUCGAUCCGAACAACCAAGUACCGGUCGUUCAGGCCCAACCCACCGGAGGACAAGCACCAACGCCAGUAACGGCCCCGAAGGUGGGUGAACCUACCAAGGUUCCAACGUUGCAAUCGAACAUGUUUAAAAUGCAGAGGAAUCGAACUUUGAAAAAGUCCUACGUUGAUGUGUUCAAUCCGUCCGGUGCGGCGCCGAGUCGACCGGCGGAGCCAAUAUUAGCACCAACCGUUCCGGCAAUGGCAACACCGCAGGGCGGAUUCUUUAUUCCGGGUGCGGCUCCUAUUGGUGGACAACCAAACGAGAGUGCAGCAGAGGGGAUGCCUCAGUUCUAUAACCCCAACCAGUAUGCUGGAGGAUACCAACAACAGUGAUGAAAAAGUUGUUUGGUUACGAGCAAGUAACAGUGAGAGCGAACAUCUACCUAAAAUAUAAACUACCCAAGAGACUGCCGACAGUACGUGGCAACCCUAUAAAAAAUAAAACAUAUUCGUUAGAAACAAAAAAGUCAACGCGUGCAAGUCAGUGAAACCUAAUUGAGGGUGUGAUUAGAUCAAGCCUAUAGGACAGAAAUACUAGGGAUGAAUAUAGUAGGGCGUAGAUAUGAAUGUAAACUAUAGUUUGAACAAUUGGAGUUUAACAAUUUACGUUUUGUGUGCGUUAUCUUUAUUAUUUUUUUUAUUUCGGGACAAAAAAUAAAUUAGUCAAAAUUAUUACAAUGUCCCGUUUUGUAUGUUUAUUUUCACAGAAUGCAUAUUAGUGAAGAUACAUUGAUAUGUUGUAAUAAAUAUGUACAGAUCGAUGCUGAUUAUUUUCAUAAGGUAGUUAACGGAAUCCAUUUCGGUCAAAUAAAACUGAAAAUUGUUAGAAUUUGUUAUUAUCGUAAACGAACCCAAUAGAUUGCUUUUAUUCGGUUGAGUAUCUCCAUGCAUAAGUUGAUUAAUUUUAGGUGAAACAUUAAAAAAUGAUGGAAGUUUCUAGUAUGAAUUAAAGGUCUGUGUAUUUUUUUUGUAACAAGGUUUAAUUGCUCAUUUUUUUUACAGACUAUUCAUAAAACAUCAAAAAAAUAGCAACGGUGUAGUUUUGUUUUACCGGAGCAAUAACAGUAAUCAAAUGAAAUAGCUGCAACCUAGGGAAUGGUGUAUGCUCGCUUUGAAAAAGCAUGCUUAUAUACAAUAGUGAGUUAAUGUGAUAUGUUCGUUUCUUUUUGUUUCAAGUCUUAUAUGUACAGAACAAAGUAAAACGUAUAUUUUUUCUUCCUUUUUUCAAAAAAACACAAUACACAAGAAAAGACAAAAAUUGAAAGCCUCGAAACAUGAAAAACGAAUAAUCUAUACAGAUAAAUCAAGUUUGCAGUAGAUAGUGGAUGAUGUGUUGGGAGCUAUGGAAAAUUAUGUUUAAAUUGUGAUGGAAAGCGAGAGUUGCGAAAUAUGAUAAUUUAGAUAAAGUAUGACUCUUCUAGUGAAAUGGUACCUAUGUAUGAAGUUUCAAAUCAAAAUAAAGCAUCUAUUAUCCAUUAAAGUAUGUUUGGAA
This is a messenger RNA of Armigeres subalbatus, 8306 nucleotides long. It is a transcript of the gene Sec16, whose product is annotated as protein transport protein Sec16A. The transcript has 17 exons. Gene Ontology annotation, cellular component: ER to Golgi transport vesicle membrane; endoplasmic reticulum exit site. Bases 416 to 7147 code for a protein of 2243 amino acids. Gene Ontology annotation, biological process: COPII vesicle coat assembly; autophagy; Golgi organization. The record is from RefSeq and is a predicted model, not a curated record. Lineage: Eukaryota; Metazoa; Arthropoda; Insecta; Diptera; Culicidae.